CCACUUUUAAUGAAAGGUCCUGCUAUUCUUUGUCCUCACUUGGCAUUCUACAAAUGUACAAAUGUCUAAGGCUAUUGCCAAUUGAAACUCUGCAGAAGAAGAAGGUUAGAAGGUAAAGGGUUUUCAGAGACUGGGAAUUUGAGUUUUAGAGAGGACACAGUCCCAAGAAACACCUGGAGCAUCUGAUUCUACCAUCCAACACGACAAGGAGGACAAAGCAAUGGAUGGAGAACAUAUCACCGAACGACCCCGACCAGGCUUUGUCCUGGCAGACUACGUCGUCUUUGCUGCCAUGCUGCUCGUUUCCAUGGGAAUAGGGCUUUUCCAGGCCCUGAAGAAGAAACCGGGUGAUGCUAAGGUGGAUGACUUCUUCACCGGUGGCCGGAGUAUGCCAGCCGUACCCGUGGGAAUGUCACUGUGUGCCAGCUUUAUGUCAGCUGUCCAGGUCCUGGGAGUGCCAGCCGAAGCCUCCCUCUAUGGUUUUAAGUUCCUCUACAUGUGCCUCGGGCAAACCAUCAACUCCUGUCUGACUGCAUACCUGUUCCUGCCAGUAUUCUACCGUCUUGGUAUCACCAGCACCAAUGAGUACCUCAAGAUGAGAUUUGGCAGAGAGAUGCAGCUGCUUGGAAGUGUCCAGUUUAUAGUCUCAACACUGCUCUACACAGGAAUUGUGAUCUAUGCUCCAGCCUUAAUCCUGAGCCAAGCCACUGGGCUCAAUAUGUGGGCAUCCCUCUUCUCAACUGGGUUCAUUUGUACUCUUUACACCACAUUGGGGGGCAUGAAAGCAGUCAUCUGGACAGACGUGUUCCAGAUCCUGGUCAUGCUCUCGGGCUUCAUCGCCAUCUUCAUCCAGGGCACUGUUUUGGUUGGUGGGCCAGCAAUGGUUUUGGAGAUUGCCAACAAUGGAUCACGAAUUAACUUUAAUGAUUUUGACUUCGACCCAAGGAGGCGAUACACAUUCUGGAGCUUUACUGUUGGCGGUACGCUGUUGUGGCUGUCCAUGUAUGGUGUGAACCAGGCACAGGUACAACGCUACAUCUCCUGCAGAACUGAGCGACAGGCCCAGUGGGCGUUGUUUGUCAACCAAGUGGGCUUGUGUCUCGUUGUGGGCAGUGCAGCCACCUGCGGCAUUGUCAUGUUUGCCUUGUACUCCCACUGUGACCCUUUGAAGUCUGGAAAGAUUGCUGCUCCAGACCAGUAUAUGCCAUACUUGGUGCUGGACAUCUUUCAAGACCACCCUGGUUUUCCCGGUCUUUUUCUGGCUUGUGCAUACAGUGGCACCCUGAGUACCGCCUCCACCAGCAUCAACGCCAUGGCAGCUGUUACCAUGGAUGAUCUACUGAAACCAACUCUAGCCAACAUGUCACAGAAGAGGUUGAUUUUAAUUUCCAGAGGGCUGUCUUUCAUGUAUGGGGCUGGAUGUAUCACGGUGGCUGCUCUCUCAUCCUUCUUGGACUGGGGAGUUCUUCAAGGGUCCUUCACAGUCAUGGGAGUGGUCAGUGGCCCACUUCUUGGGGCUUUCAUCCUGGGGAUGUUUGUUCCCGCUAGUAACAGGCCGGGCGUGUUUAGUGGCGUGGCGGUGGGCUUCUCCAUCUCCUUGUGGCUGGUCAUUGGAUCAACCCUCCAUCCUCCCAGUCUGCAGACCAUGGGAGUCCUGCCCACCUAUACAGAUCAGUGUCCAUCAAGUAACAGCACAGUCAACAGCAGCCUGGGCAUGGACACACCCUCCGCCUCCACGCCGCUUCCCCUAUAUCAACAUGGACUGACGAGUCUGCAGAACUUUUAUUCCAUGUCCUACCUCUACUUUGGUGCUGUGGGGACAAUUUCAGUGGUGCUGGUUGGGGUAGCUGUGAGCUAUGCAACAGGACCUACCAAGAGAAAUACCAUUGACCCUGGCUUGCUCUGGUGGGACUUACAACAGAAAACCCUGGACAGUCAGAUGGGCAAUCCACAGAUAGUGCCUCUACACCACUUGCACAAUGAAGAUGUUGGUGAAAAAGAGGCCCUGAGCGCUACGCGGAAAACUACCUUAACUCAAUGUUCCCCAAUAAAGUAUAGAGAGCUUUGAGAGAAGAGAGGUGUACUCACACACACAGUACCAGUUAAAAGUUUGGACACAUACUCAUUUAAGGGUUUUUCUUUAUUUGACUAUUUUCUACAUUGUAUAAUAAUAGUGAAGAUAUCAAAACUAUGAAAUAACACACAUGGAAUCAUGUAGUAACCAAAAAGUGUUGAACAAAUCUAAAUAUAUUUUUAUAUUCUUCAAAGUUGCCUCCCUUUGCCUUGAUGACAGCUUUGCACACUCUAGGCAUUCUCAAAACCAGCUUCACCUGGAAUGCUUUUUCAACAGUCUUGAAGGAGUUUCCACAAAUGCUGAGCACUUGUUGUCUGCUUUUUCUUCACUCUAUGGUCCAACUCAUCCCAAACAAUCUCAAUUAGGUUGAGGCUGGGUUAUUGUGGAGGCCAGGUCAUCUGAAGCAGCACUCCAUCACUCUCCUUCUUGGUCAAAUAUUUCCACUGGUGUAAUGUCCAUUGUUUGUGUUUCUUGGCCCAAGCAAGUCUCUUCUUAUUAUUGGUGUACUUUAGUAGUGGUUUCUUUGCAGCAAUUCAACCAUGAAGGCCUGAUUCACGCAGUCACCUCUGAACAGUUGAUGUUGAAAUGUGUCUAUUACUUGGACUCUGUGAAGCAUUUAUUUGUGCUGCAAUCUCUGAGGCUGGUAACUCUAAUGAACUUAUCCUCUGCAGCAGAGAUAACUCUGGGUCUUCCUUUCCUGUGGCGGUCCUCGAGAGACAGUUUCAUCAUAGCGCUUGAUGGUUUUUGUCAUAGCACUUGAAGAAACUUUCAAAGUUCUUGACAUUUUCCAGAUUGACUGACCUUCAUGUAAUGAUGGACUGUCAUUUCUCUUUGCUUAUUUGAGCUGUUCUUGCCAUAAUAUGGACUUGGUCUUUUACCAAAUAGUGCAAUCUUCUGUAUACUACCCCUACCUUGUCACAACACAACUGAUUGGCUCAAACUCAUUAAGAAGGAAGGAAAUUCCACAAAUUAACUUUUAACAAGGCACUACCUCACGAAGCCACCCUUUACCUCAUGAAGCUGAUUGAGAGAAUACCAAGAGUGUACAAAGCUGUCAUCUUGGCAAAGGGUGGCUACUUCGAAGAAUCUUAAAUAUAAAAUAUAUUUUGGUUUUGUUUAACACUUUUUUGGAUACAUGAUUCCAUAUGUGUUAUUUCAUAGUUGGUCUUCACUAUUAUUCUAUAAUGUAGAAAAU
Molecule: messenger RNA, 3269 nt
Organism: Salvelinus fontinalis (brook trout)
Lineage: Eukaryota; Metazoa; Chordata; Actinopteri; Salmoniformes; Salmonidae
Gene: slc5a5
Product: solute carrier family 5 member 5
Exons: 15
Coding region: 221-2068 (615 amino acids)
Biological process (GO): iodide transmembrane transport; sodium ion transport
Cellular component (GO): membrane
Molecular function (GO): symporter activity
Source: RefSeq, a predicted model, not a curated record